AUGAACUUGUCUUCAAAAAUCAAGACGCCUCAUACUUGUACCAGGAUUUGUAUCCAGACUCGUGGAUCGACAUCCGAACUCAUGUGGAUUGGCAUCCACGCUCGUGGAUCGACAUCCGGAUUCCGGACUCAUGUGGAUUUUAGCUCAGUGGUACAGUACGACUUUGGACGUGACAUGAACUUGUCUUCAAAAAUCAAGACGCCUCGUAUACUUGUACCAGGAUUUGUAUCCAGACUCGUGGAUCGACAUCCGAACUCAUGCGGAUUGGCAUCCACGCUCGUGGAUCGACAUCCGGAUUCCGGACUCAUGUGGAUUCUAGCUCAGCGGAAACUCAUCAAACGCACGAUAUUCACAGACCACCUCAAGAUCUUGACAGAUAGACAGGACGAGCUGCUUCAACAGCUUGUGGGGCUUACGAAAGAGGGGUUCUCGAAGGCACAGGGGAGAAGAGCAUUGUUGCUUGGGGUGUGUCAUCUCCAUCUUUCUGGUUCAACAUCUUGUCCUUUCGUUCACCCGUGCUUGUAUACUGUUCACGUAUGCCUGACGUUCUAUACCUCACCUCACCUCACCUCACCACUGACACCUCUUACAGAAUGCCGCAAAGAAAAACCGAAGAACAAAAGUGGAGCAGAUACUAGCCUCGUGUUUACAAAUCCUGAACACGGGGCCACUACCUGA
Molecule: messenger RNA, 678 nt
Organism: Suillus fuscotomentosus
Lineage: Eukaryota; Fungi; Basidiomycota; Agaricomycetes; Boletales; Suillaceae
Exons: 3
Coding region: 1-678 (225 amino acids)
Source: RefSeq, a predicted model, not a curated record